GCCGGUCUGGGCUCGUACUCGGCCCAGGAGGAAGGAGCCGUCGGUAGAGCUGUUGCACCGCUCUUCCUGAGCGCACGGGGGACUGGCGAGGGGGAGGAGGACCGUCACCGCUCGGUCACACGACGGGAGAAGCUCAACUUUUAAUACUCGAUCCUUCGUUUCUGAGUGUGUGCGUCCUGCUCCGAGUCGGAACCGAUCCUGCACCCGAGACAGGAGAGCGAGCUCGGACAGACGGUGAAGGCUCCGGGCGGGAGAUGAGGUGAUCUCCGGGCUCUGCAGCCACAGACGAGUGUCUUGGGAUCUGUGAGCAGCUGAGCGGGAUAGGACCCCCACUGGGCCGCUGACCAGCAGAGGAGCCCACAGGACCCGGCUCAUCCCGCCCUGCGCCCCAGCCCGGCACCAUGUCGGAGCCCAAGGCGGUGAGCCCUGCCCCUGGGGACACGUACAAGGGCUGGCUCUUCAAGUGGACCAACUACAUCAAGGGCUACCAGAGGCGCUGGUUUGUGCUGAGCAACGGCCUGCUGUCCUACUACAGGACCCAGGCAGAGAUGGGACACACCUGUAGAGGCACUAUAAACCUGGCGACGGCCAACAUCUCUGUGGAGGACUCGUGUAACUUCGUCAUCUCGAACGGCGGGGCGCAGACCUACCACCUGAAGGCCAGCUCGGAGGUGGAGAGACAGCGCUGGAUCACUGCCUUGGAGCUGGCCAAGGCCAAGGCUGUGCGCAUGCAGGCAGAGUCAGGUACUGCGUGCCGUGACUUCCUGUCCCUGGCGCAGACCCACAGUAAGCGCUGGCAGAAGGCCCUGCAGUACGAGCGGGACCAGCGGGUCAGGCUGGAGGAGACGCUGGAGCAGUUGGCCAAACAGCACAACAACCUGGAGAGAGCCUUCAGAGGCGCCACUGUCCUGCCGGCCGGCUCCGCUGGCCCAGCUGGGAGCAGCAAGGAAGGCAUCGUCCCAGGAAAAGGAGAUCUGAGCGACGAGGAUGAGGAAAACGAGUUCUUCGAUGCCAUGGAGGACGCCCCUGAGUUCAUCACCGUCCCAGCGGACCCAAAAUACCACAAGAGGUCUGGCAGUAACGUCAGUGGGAUCAGCAGUGAGAUUGGGUUGGAUGAUCAUCUUGAUGAGGCACAGUCCACAUCCAAUCACGAGAUAGCAUCAUCGAAGGAGGUGGUGCCUAAGAAGAAGAGGCGGAGUCGCAUCCCAGACAAGCCAAACUACAGCUUGAACCUCUGGAGCAUAAUGAAGAACUGCAUAGGAAAGGAACUGUCCAAGAUCCCCAUGCCUGUGAACUUCAACGAGCCCCUGUCGAUGCUGCAGCGGCUGACGGAGGACCUGGAGUACUCCGAGCUGCUGGACCGGGCGGCCAAGUGCGAGAGCUCCCUGGAGCAGCUCUGCUAUGUGGCCGCUUUCACUGUCUCCUCCUACUCCACCACAGUGCACCGCAUCGGCAAGCCCUUCAACCCCCUGCUGGGGGAGACCUUCGAGCUGGACCGGCUGGACGAGAGCGGCUACAGGUCUCUGUGUGAGCAGGUCAGCCAUCACCCCCCUGCUGCGGCGCACCACGUGGAGUCUGUGAGGGGCUGGACUCUCCAGCAGGAAAUCGCUCUGGCCAGCAAGUUCCGGGGCAAAUACCUCUCCAUCAUGCCACUGGGGACAACCCACUGCAUUUUUGCUAAAAGCCUGAAUCACUACACAUGGAAGAAAGUGACGACCACCGUCCACAACAUCAUAGUGGGCAAGCUGUGGAUAGACCAGUCUGGAGAAAUUGAUGUCAUCAACCACAAGACUGGAGAUCGCUGUCACCUCAAGUUUGCUCCCUACAGUUACUUCUCCCGUGACGUGGCGCGCAAGGUGACGGGGGUGGUGACAGACUCUAGUGGGAAGGCUCAUUUCAUCCUGUCGGGCACGUGGGAUGAGAAGAUGGAGUUCUCCCGGGUGAUGCAGAGCAGCCGGGGGGAGAAUGGCACAGAGGGCAAGCACAAGACUGUUUACCAGACCCUGAGAGCCAGGGAGCUGUGGAGGAGACACCCCCUGCCGGAGGGGGCAGAGAACAUGUACUACUUCUCGGAGCUGGCCCUGACCCUGAACGAGCUGGAGGAAGGUGUGGCCCCAACGGACAGCCGCCUGCGGCCGGACCAGCGGCUCAUGGAGCACGGGCGCUGGGACGAGGCUAACGCGGAGAAGCAGAGACUGGAGGAGAAACAGAGGAGCGUCCGGAGGAAGAGGGAGAGCGAGGCAGUGAAGACCACGGAGGAGGCCAACCCAGCUGAGGGCCCCAUUGGAGCACCAGUGAAAAGCACCCACGUGGACAACUACAAGGCCCAGUGGUUUGAGCGCUGCGAGGACCCCGUGACCCGUGACGCCACCCACAUUUAUAAGGGGGGUUACUGGGAGGCCAAGGCGCUACAGAACUGGGAAACCUGUCCUGACAUCUUUUGAAGACACCCCAAAAUACCCCCUUUAUCUGCCCCCAACCACCUCUCUUAACUGCCCCAGGGAGAGAGAGGACUGUUGGCUGUCUCGACAUAUUCUGAAGGAACACCCACCUCAAAUACCCCACCUUACACUACCCCCCACCCACAUGCACAGCUCUAACUCAAUAAUGUCUGGGUAAAUAAGCACCUUAAAUAAAUGCCCCUUUUUAAUACCCCGGCAUCCCUUGACUGCCCCAGACAUCUGAAUACACGUUCCUUUUCCUCUGUAUUAAAACAGACUUUCCUGUGUAACUACUGCACAUUCACCUCUAACAAUCCCUUUACUUACACCGGUGCAGCUCAACCUACACCUAGUGUCUUCUAACUACCCCAAAUCCUCUCGUCAGCUGCCCCUCCCCCAGCACACACACCCCUCUCUCCCUUCCUGGUGUAGCACAGGGGCAGAGCAGAGAUGGGGGCUUAGCUAAUUAGGACAGGGGUUCAAUCCUGACUGUGUUUCACUAAUGGCUGUCUGAGGGUAGGGGGUGUAGUUUUGUGUGGUUGUGUUUAGGGAGGGGGGGGGUGUUUGUGUGUGAGUGUGUCAAAUUUACUCAAACCUGACUGUAUCUAUAACUUCUGGGGAAAAUAAUUAACAAAUAAAACAUAAUGAAUCGAGAACAGUUUAGUGUGUGGCGGGAUGGGUAUGGAGUCCAGCCAGGCUUUCUCUGUGGUGUGUUAGAGCAGAGAACAGCACAGUACACAAUACAGACUGAUAUUGGAGAGGGGCUAUGUACAUGCAGACUCUGUAUGUAAUGGACACACUGUAUACACACACCUGGAGUAAAGACUCUUAUUGGACACACCUCAGUGCUGCUUGAAGAUUUGUGAACCCCCAUUCUAGUUCUUGAAAUUUUACAUUUUUUACUGUGGAAUCCUCAUUUAAUCAAAAGUAGUCAUUUCUUUCUAAAAGAAAGGAUUUAUAUUCACAAAUUCUAUGUAUUUUUAGAGGAUUUGAUGCAUACCACAGAAAGAAAUAGGUAAAAACUAGUGCAUGUACAAUAAUAAGUCACCCACAAGGUUCAUUAGCUCUGUCAAUGAGGCAAGUAUGAGCAGGUGCUACAAUAAUUGGGUACAAAGUUAAACAGUCAAAGAGCCGUUAAAAAGAAACUCAUCCUUUUGGCCACAACAUAAAACUUGCCACAUUUGUCAAAAAACUAACACUGCCUACUACCAAAACCACCUUAUCCCCUCUGUCAAGUCUGCUGGAGGGAGUGUUGUGGUUUGAGCCAGAUCUUCUGCCCACGGACCGGGAGGACUCGCCACCAUUGAAGGAACUAUGAAUUCCGAGUCAUGCCAAAAUAUUCAGGGAAGACCUGACGUUUGGGAGUUCAAGUUGAGCCGAAAAGGGGUCUUCCACCAUGUCAACGACCCUAACCAUUCCGCAAACAACCCCCAAAAAAUGGAUUAAGAGGAAGAUCUUUUGUGCUUUGGGAUGGCAGAGUCCAGAACUCGACUCGAUUGAAAUGUUGUGCCAGGACCUGAUGCGGACUGUUGGUGAGGAAGAAAAGUUCGGCAAAGCGGAUAUGAGAGACUGAUAAGUAACGCUAGAAAAUGUUUGGUUGUUGUCAUUGCUUGUUAAAGGAUGUGUCACUGUUUAUUGACUUAAAACAUCUUUUAGUCUUUUAAGACAUAAAAGAUGAAGGGUUCACAUACAGUAUUUCCAAGCAGCACUAUA
Molecule: messenger RNA, 4154 nt
Organism: Lepisosteus oculatus (spotted gar)
Lineage: Eukaryota; Metazoa; Chordata; Actinopteri; Semionotiformes; Lepisosteidae
Source: RefSeq, a predicted model, not a curated record